Osmerus eperlanus (European smelt) is the source of this 3897-nucleotide messenger RNA. It is a transcript of the gene neto1l, whose product is annotated as neuropilin (NRP) and tolloid (TLL)-like 1, like. Gene Ontology annotation, cellular component: postsynaptic density. NCBI's taxonomy places the organism in Eukaryota, Metazoa, Chordata, Actinopteri, Osmeriformes, Osmeridae. Bases 977 to 2641 code for a protein of 554 amino acids. The record is from RefSeq and is a predicted model, not a curated record. Gene Ontology annotation, biological process: positive regulation of excitatory postsynaptic potential. The transcript is spliced from 11 exons. Gene Ontology annotation, molecular function: ionotropic glutamate receptor binding.
UGGUUAUUUGUUGUUUUUUUCAUUUCCUAUCUCAGACCGUUUUCUGCUUACCUUUUACAUUCUCGCUUUGCCUCCCUCCGACUAUGUUGGAUUCUGCAGACUGCGGAGCAUCUUAAAGCAACAUUUGCAUCUUCUACUUUUUACACUUUUUGCAGUCAUAUCGACGAAGUUGGACCUUUUAGUGAAAGAAAGUGUACACUUCUUUUGUAAUUACUUGUGUUUUUUGUGUGUCAUGAUGUUGGUAAACUGAAAGAAGAAAUGAACGAAUGAAUGAACGCAAGAUCAUCGGUUUUGUAGGGUGAUACAAUCCUUAACUCAGGUUCCAGAGACCAGUCAGGUACCAGAAGAGUAUAAGAUGCUCUUCAAACAUCAUUCAUCGCUGAAGGAAAUAGAGAAAAGGGGAUGAGACAAGCACAGUUGUUCAUGUUGCGAAUAUAGUCAUUGAUGUUGAUGUUAGAGGGUAUUUUUACGCAUCGCAAAUUAGAGAUACAACCCAGAAAAUGUGGUUAGGAUGGUUUUAUACGUUUCCGUAGGAUUCUUUGUCUGUUAACAGGAUUGAAGAGGAAUAAACAAAUCUGCCUUCUCUCAAAAUCUUUUCAUCGGAAGAUUACAAAGGUGGAGCGACCAGGGAACGCUGAUGACGGAACUAUUAAUCCUUUCAGUGCACCAGAAGCACCAAAGGGUAUUGGAAACGUUUGGAUGGAAUUUGGGCGAAUGUUUAGACCUGUACAUGCGUUUACGUGAAACUGGUGACUAGAAGUUAAAUUUUUUCAGUCUGGAAUUACCUUUUUCCAUCUCAUUCAACAAAUUAUAAAUGAGGGGAAUACAUUUGCCUUGUCGUUUUUAAUGAUGGGAAUGUUAUUGCGGAUAGCUGUCAAUUUCUAAUUUUUCUUGAACCUCAAUCGUUUCCUCUUGAAGUAUUACCUGAUCUAAAUGGAAUUAGUUGAGUCUGAAGCCCCUUGUGAAAGGAACAGACAUGGUACAUGGGCACAGCUUCCUUCACGUUGUUGCAAGUCUUCUCAUUCUUGGGCUAUCUGGGGCAACAAAAAGGGAUUCAACAGUGAAAAACAACUCUGGAGUCAAGCCCGCGGGACAAUGUGGAACGUGGGUAAAAGAGCCAGAAGGAGGGCUGUUCACAUCCCCCAAUUAUCCAAACAAAUACCCCCCCGAAACAGAGUGUGUUUACAUCAUUGAAGCGCCUCCAAGGCAAUGCAUUGAUCUGCAUUUCGACGACAGCUACUCAAUAGAAUCCUCAUGGGAAUGUAAAUUUGACAACAUUGAGGUCAGAGAUGGACCGUUCGGCUUCUCCCCGAUCAUGGGGCGUUAUUGUGGUCAGCACAGCCCCCCCUUCAUCAGGAGCAGUAGCCGAUAUCUCUGGAUAAAAUUUGUCUCGGAUGGAGAACUGGAGGCGAUGGGGUUUUCAGCCAACUACAACUUCACAGCAGAUCCGGACUUUGCAGACCUGGGAGUACCUGCACCUCUACCCUUCUGUGAGUUCAACAUGGGCGGACCGGAGGGAAUCGUGGAGUCUCACCAGAUCGUGAGAGACGGCAAAGCCCUGGCUUCGGAAGCCGUGGACUGCAAAUGGUACAUCCGCGCUCCGCCGCGCUCCAAGAUCUACCUGCGUUUCCUGGACUACGAGAUGGCCAACUCCAACGAGUGCAAGCGGAACUUCGUGGCGGUGUACGACGGCAGCAGCUCCGUGGAGGACCUGAAGAACAAGUUCUGCUCCACGGUGGCCAACGACGUGAUGCUGGUGUCCACGCUGGGCGUGGUCCGGAUGUGGGCCGACGAGGGCAGCCGCAGGAGUCGCUUCCGCAUCCUGUUCACCACCUACCAAGAACCUCCGUGCGAAGCGGACACGUUUUUCUGCCACAGCAACAUGUGCAUCAACAACACACUGGUGUGUAACGGGAUGCAGAACUGUGUCUAUCCCUGGGACGAGAACCACUGCAAAGAGAAGAGGAAAGCCAACAUACUGGACAACCUGAACAACACCAACGGCACCAUCAUCGGCGUCACGUGCUGCGUCGUCCUCCUCCUCCUCAUCGUCUCUGUCAUCGUCCAGAUCAAACAGCCCAGGAAGAAGUACAUCCUGCGACGCGAGGACUUCGACCCCACCAUGUUCCAGGAGGUCUUCGAGCCCCCCCACUAUGAGCUGUGCACCUUACGGAGCGCCACGGCCGCCGCGGCCUCGGCCGACCUCGUCGACCUGGCGGAGGACUUUGAGAACUACCACGCCCUGCGGCGUUCCUCAUCCCGCUGCGUGCAUGACCACCAUUGCGGCUCAGCCUCAAACCCGGGCUCCGCCCACCUAUCCCAGCUGUCGCUGAGCGGGCGGGGCAGCCGGGGCAACCUCAGCGCACGAGAGGCCGCCGCCCUCCUCACGGACCUCCCCCCACAGCAGCCAAUGGCGGUGCGGCCGCUGCUACCGGCAAGUGGCAACCGUCGCAGUAUCCUAGUGAUGAAGCACAGCUACUCGCAGGAGGCGGCGGACAACGGCUGUGACCUGGACGAUGACCUGGAUGAAGUUCCAACCACCAGCCACCGGCUAUCACGCCACGAGAAGGCAGUACAGCGGUUCUGCCUCAUUGGCUCAUUGAGCAAACAUGAAUCAGAGUACAACACAACUAGGGUCUAAAAGGCAAUCUCAAGACUUCUUGAGAAUAGUGCAAUCCUGGAUCAGUACGAAACGGGCUUCAAUGAAAUAUGAAAAUACGGAGCUGAAAUGUACACCAGCAUGAUGCUGAGGGGGGGAACGAACAAUGUGACAAAAGGAUAACGGAUAAUGUUUUCACACACAAAGAACAACGUGUACAUGGAUACACUAUAGCAGCAUUGCAACACACUGACUGUCUUUGGUUAAUGACUGUCUACGAUGAUUCAGAAGUAUUGAACCUUGAAUUCUAGCUGGCUACUUUCCACAGAUGUUGUCAAGAAGGACAUUUAGAGUGAACAUUAUCAUUGGAAUUUAAAUUUUGUCACAAAGCACCUUUACUACUUACAUACAUCAGCCUUCACCAAGGAUUACAUUUAUCAAAUGUCUUAAGUUACAUUAUCCCAGCAUGCUGUUGGUGCUUGCAUUAUGUGAUAGUAGAACAAUAACAAUUAGCUUAAUCUUUAGUUACUAACACCGGCUAAAAAUAUAUUUUUUCGAAUAAACCAAAGCAGAUUAUUUUCUAUGACAAUUGAUGAUACUAUGGUAUGACUUGUGCAUGCUUUUCAAUAGCCACUGAAACAUUACAGUAACUAAAAUCUGAAUUGAAUAUGAAUUAUCCACUAAUGCAUUAAUUAUAUUCCCUUGAACUGAUACAAAGAAAUCCCAUAAUAUUGUCCUUGCAGUAUUAAUUGAUUAAUUUGUUAAAUGCAUGUUAGCUUGACUAAAUUAAAAGGCAGAUUCUAUGCUACAUUUUGGCAUUUACAUUUUCAAGAUUGUUCCCUUUCACAAAGUUAAUUAAUUACUUUUUUGUUUGUCACAACCUCUCUUAUAGUAGCCUAAAAUCUUUGUACAAAACUGAUUUUCUAACCAUAAUGUUGAGAGGAGGGGCAUUUUUAAAGACAUUGUGGAAUAUCUUUCAAGGCAGAUUUUAUUGAUGCUUUGUAAGAGAAAAGUAACAAUAAAGCAAAACCUUUUUUUCCUUUGAAAGUUUUACCUCAAUGUUCCCUCUCUUCAUCUAUGCUCAAUCAAAUGAUUAAUGAUACCAGUGAGGAGAACCAUGUAAGUCCUGCACACAAAGGUAAACACAUGGCCGUGGGUACACACCUUGAAAGCACAGUUUGGAGGACCACUGUCUGUUUAGAUCAGACACAGUAUAGCAAGAGUAUAAAACAAUUAUUUUAUUUUACAUAUACUGUAUAAACAGUAAAUAUAUUUGUAUUAUUAUAUUAUUAUAUCAU